Molecule: messenger RNA, 426 nt
Organism: Heterotrigona itama
Lineage: Eukaryota; Metazoa; Arthropoda; Insecta; Hymenoptera; Apidae
Source: the annotation of a GenBank genome assembly
AUGAGCAGCGGUUUAGGCUCUAUAGGUUUUUCAUGGUUCUCCUCGCCGGCUUCCACCGAAUUAGAGAUGAUUAUAAUGAACUGGCUGGGAAAAUUAUUAGGAUUGCCAAAGCAGUUUCUGAAUAGCGACGAGGGCUACGGCGGAGGUAACAUACAGGGAUCAGCCAGCGAAGCUACUCUAAUAUGUCUGAUAGCAGCAAGGGAACAAACAACACUUUGUACAAAACGCCUACACCCAGAAUUAGACGAAGCAGUCAUCAAGACUAAAUUAGUUGCAUAUUCGUCUGAUCAGUCGAACUCCUCUGUAGAAAGAGGUGCAUUGUUGGCAUCGGUUCCAAUUAGACUUUUAACUACCGAUGACAAAUGCGCUCUUCGAGGUGAAACAUUGUUGAAAGCGGUCAAGGAAGAUCUGAAGAAUGGUUUCAUA